AUUCCCAUCGCGGAAGCGGUAAUUUUGGGAUGAUUGAUAAGGUCUGGCUGGAAAAUCAAGGUGCAAGUGAAAAUAGGAAGUAACCAAUGUGUCUUAUCAAAGUAAAACCACGGUCACGUUCUUGUAUGCGGCUGUACCGUAUGUUGUCACGCUAUGAGGCUUUAAUUUGAAAGAUGGAAGCGGAAAUGUUUUCUCCGUCUUACAUGGGGUAGGAGCAGUGAAACCUAUGGCAUCACGGACGGAACACACAGGGAGACAAACAGGACUUGUACCCUUAAAAGCUGAGCGAAUUCACCGCAGAGAGAUUUAGGAAAGGUGCCGGUUUAUGUUACAGGAUAACAUGGAUGUCCACCAUGGGCUGUAGACUCUUGUGGCGGGAUAAAAGCAGCCAGCUGACACCAGCAGAUUUAUCCCAAGUGUCCAUGUGGAGCUGCUCCAACUUUGAGGCGUUGCAUUAUGAUAAGGAGCAUGUCGGGCUGAGGAUGAUCUUUACUGUCUACGUUUUGUGUUCAAACGUCAACAUGACAGCUUAAUUAACCGAGUCCCCCCCCAGAGGAUGGGCCCUGCUUCUCGGUUUCUGAGAUGUCUCUGGGUCGGCUCCUGCGGCGUGCCUCCUCCAAGGCGUCCGACCUCCUGACCUUUAACCCCGGCGCAACGGGAGGGUCGCUGCGUUCAGGCCUGGAUGGCGAGAUCAUUUUCUCCAAGAAUAAUGUUUGCGUGCACCCUGCCGAGCCGCUGCCGGGCCUGGCAGAGCACCACCCUGGCUACCUAUGUGUCCACGUGGAGAAGGACGAGGGCCUGGGUACCACUCUCAUUCUAACCUGGGUGCCCAACUCCCGAAUUCAGAGGCAGGAUGAAGAGGCGCUACGCUACAUCACACCCGAGAGCUCGCCCGUACGCCGGAACGGGCGGCGUCGAGGCAGACGACCCCACUCCCGCCCCGCAGCGGCACAAGUAGAAGAAGAGGACGAGGAGAGGAACAUCACACUCAGCUCGUCCUCGGAGAGCCACGGUCCGGCCGCAGAACCUGGAGCAGAUCCCACCUCUGUGCAGCAUAAGCAGCCGCCCCCACCUGGAGAAGAGGGCGACGAGGGCUCCUGCGAGCUGUCGGACGAAGUUAGCCGAGACAGCACCAUGGGGUCCGACUCGGACACCUUCUCCUCGCCAUUCUGUCUGUCCCCUGUCAGCGAGGCGCUUUGCGAGAGCAGCAGCUCUGUCUUCUUGGACAGUGACAGCAGGGAGCUGUGCGACGAGGCCAUGCGCCACUCUGUCAGCUCCGCCUCCAGCCUCGAGAGCCACGCCCCCUCCGAGAGCAACGGCGUGCGUGGGUGGGAGGAGCAGCAGAAGGUGCUCGCUCUGGAGCAGCUGUGCGGUGUGUUCAGGGUGGACCUGGGUCACAUGAGGUCGCUGCGUCUGUUCUUCAGUGAUGAGGCAUGCACCAGCGGCCAGCUGGUGAUCGCCAGCCGAGAGAGCCAGUACAAGAUCCUCCACUUCCACCACGCCGGCCUGGACAAGCUGGCUGAGGUUUUCCAGCAGUGGAAGUGCUGCAGGGAGACUCAGCUCAAAGACCAGGUGUCAGACGAGAAGUCCUGCAUGCAGUUUUCCAUCCAGAGGUCCAUGCUGCCGUCGGCCGAGAGCCACCCGGAAGAGAAGCUCUACCGUAGGCUGGACGUCGCCACCUGGCUGCGACACCUCAACCACGAUGGCCAAGUGGAAGAGGAAUAUAAGCUACGUAAGGCCAUCUUCUUCGGUGGUAUCGACCCGUCCAUCCGUGGCGAGGUGUGGCCCUUCCUGUUGCACUACUACAACUACGACUCUCGAUCCCAGGAGAGGGAGGCGUGGAGGCUGCAAAAGCGGACCCACUACCAUGAAAUCCAGCAGAAGAGGUUGUCCAUGAGCCCCGAGGAGCACAGCGACUUCUGGAGGAAGGUCCAAUUCACGGUGGACAAGGACGUGGUGAGAACAGACCGCAGCAACCAGUUCUUCAGGGGGGAGAACAACCCCAACGUGGAGAUCAUGAGGCGGAUCCUGCUCAACUAUGCCGUCUUUAAUCCCGACAUGGGUUACUGUCAGGGCAUGUCCGACCUGGUGGCCCCGCUCCUCACCGAGAUCCAGGAUGAAAGCGACACCUUCUGGUGCUUCGUGGGCCUCAUGGAGAACACCAUCUUCAUCAGCUCGCCACGCGAUGAGGACAUGGAAAGGCAGCUGAUGUACCUGCGGGAGCUCCUACGCCUCAUGCUGCCCGACUUCCACCAGCACCUGACCACGCUGGGCGAGGACGGCCUGCAGCUGCUCUUCUGUCACCGCUGGAUCCUCCUCUGUUUCAAGAGAGAAUUCCCAGACAUGGAGGCUCUGCGCAUGUGGGAGGCCUGCUGGGCUCACUACCAGACGGAUUACUUCCACCUCUUCCUGUGCGUGGCCAUCAUUGUUCUCUACGGCGAGGAUGUGACGGACCAGCAGCUCGCCACCGACCAAAUGCUGCUACAUUUUAGCAACCUGUCUAUGCACAUGAAUGGAGAGCUGGUGCUGCGAAAGGCACGCAGCCUCCUCUACCAGUUCCGCCUCCUACCCAGAAUCCCGUGCAGCCUACACGACCUGUGUAAACUGUGCGGGCCGGGGAUGUGGGAUAGCCGCUACAUCCCCGCCGUGGAGUGCUCCGGAGAGCACCCGGACUCGCAGAGCUGCCCUUACGGGGGCACGUCCACGCCGCAACCCUCCUCGCCCUCGCUGUCGUGCACACCCUCGCCAAACCACACCCCCACGCCGCCCAAAGGCUCCAAAAGUAGGGAUAUUUUCACCUUCAGGAAACAGUCCUGAGCGAGAGGUCACGGGGAGGCUGGAUUCCUGGAAUAUUUCCCGCCCUCGAACGCCACACUUGCAGUGUACCGUCUCACUAAGGACGUCUGUCACUCGAGCCUUUCAUGUGGAGCAACGGCGAGCGUCACAUGAGACCCCGAGGUCAACGAGCCUCCUUCCUUUUGAAGCCCAGCAGACAAUCAGCAGCCAUUAUGCCGGCCCCCAGCGACCCUAUGUUCUGCUUUGCCGCUGGCUUGGCACUCUUCCACGAGCUUUUUUUUGGGGGGGGGUCGCGCGGGUUUGCAUCAGGGUUGGAGUACAAGCUGCCUGAAUUCCCGCAGACUUCUGACCGGAGAAGAGGUCAAAGUGUAAACUGUGAAUUAAUUCACAGCAGCGUUCCUGCACUCUCACAAAGACGUAUUUGUCCUCACUUAGUAUGUGCAUAUCUUUAUAAGAGAUACCGUAUUUUUAUCCAACUUCCAGGGUAACUUUCAUUUCACAAUGUUUUCUCUCUGCAGAUACCAAUAUUUAGCAAUAUUACCCGUAUAUAUCCUUGCAUGUGCAGCACACAGCUAUAUUAUAUGUCUGCCUGUCUUUAUGGCAAACAUGGCGGAGGAACGACUUAACAAAUCACAACAGUACAUAGCAUGUGCUCAACAAUCUUGUUCAACUUACCUGCCACGUUUCCACCGAGCAGGACACACCACUUUACCACUGUACAUGGGCUUUAAAGGGUGUUCACCAGGGAUCGAUGUCGUGUCUUGGGUAAGCUUCCUCCUCCCACGUUCCUUCACACUGUGCAGGCAUAACAAAACAAUUACAUCUGCCAUAAGGAACGUACCUGCCAUGAAACCUAUAUUAUCUCACAGGGCCAACACAUUAAAAAGCUUUCAUUUAAUACACUAUUUGAUGGAAUAUGGUGAGUGUUGGCCACCAUUUUGGGCCAGACAGUCAGAAAAGCUAAGCAAAUAUCUCCCAUAAGAAUUGAAUUCAUCAGAUGAGAUGAGCAGACUUUUGUCUGGGGUGGACGACACCGCGUUUACCGACACCUACGUGCUGCCUGUACGAGAUCUCACAUCCAAACCCCCCCCUUCAUGACACGUCAUACUGUAUGUCUUUAUCUAAAGGAAGGUGAUUUAUGGCUCCUCUUUUCAUAUCAUAAAGCUGUCUUUUUUUUAUUAAGUUUGGGGAAAAAAGUGAAUAAGGUGAAAGUAUUAUGGGAAUAAAAAUGUACCAGAAGGUUGUGGCUUCCUCCGUCCUGCCGUGAUCAUAUCAAAGCAUCCUUGGGCAACAUACUGAACCCCUACUGAUGUUGUGUCAUCACUAGGUAAAUGUUAACAGGGUCAAAGCGCUGGAAGACCAUUUACCAAGAUUAUUUACUAGAAGAAAGUCAAAAUAUUAAGAGAAAAAAAGUUUUAUUCAAAUGAGAAUUUUUUUUCCCCCAAGAAUAAACUUGUAAUGUAAUGAAAAAUAUUACCAAUUUAGUAGCAGACUUGAAAUAUUGAAGAAUAAUUGGCGUAUUGAAGUAGUAAUAAAGUUAUGGGAAUAUAGUGAAAAUUCAUCCUUUUUCUAUGCCGCUUAUCAUGGGGACAUGCUGGAGCCUAUCCCAGACGGGGUACACCCUGGACUGGUGGCCAGCCAAUCACAGGGCACAUAUAGACAAACAACCAUUCACACUCACAUUCAUUUGGAGUCACCAAUUAACCUAGCAUGUUUUUGGAAUGUUGGAGGAAGAAAACCCACACACACACGGACAGAACAUGCAAACACCACACAGAGAUGCCCAAGCGGAGAUUCGAACACUUUAAAUAAUCAAAUGUAUACAGUAGGUACUCACCACUAUUGAAUGAUCAUGAGUCAUGGUAUCAAAGUCAUGUCGAGGUUUCACUUCCGUGUCUCACGGUGACUGGUGCCUUCAUGUACUGCCGGAAAGUAGGAAAAAAACAUUAAUUGAUGCAUAAAGACAUAAAAUGUAAAAGUUUACCUGUGUUGUGACAUAUUUAUCCGUUAUUACCGACUUGGGGUGAAUGAGAUGUGUUGUCUUGGGGCGGAGGGGCAACCAAAAAUCAGCAAAUGUGUAUUAUGACUAUCCUUAGCAGCCUUGGACAAGUACUCCAUAUCUGUCAGAGUACAAGGGCAUCUCUUGUGUACACCCCCCUUCAUGGUCAUUUUAAAGAUAAGAUGGGUCCGGGCUGUGGUUUGGAGAUUAAAAACAGACAUUUUUUAUCUUGAGAUGAAUAACAACGUAGGACAUCCUGUUUGACGACAUUUCUGCUGAUUGUGUGGAAUUUGUGUGUUGAAUCAAUUGAUGCAAAAUGGAGUACUGCACUAUAUGGCUGCAACCAGCAGGGGCGCUCUUCAUUCUUUCAUUCAUUUUUUUUUGCUCUGCUAGAAACACAAUAGCACAAUUGAUGGAAACAGGAGUUCAGAACGGAAGCAGCUUACACAACUAUUAUCUAAUUUUGUGACCUCUCCUUUACUUCAGAACUACUACUAAUUUAAAUAAACGGUAGCUUUUUGGCAGACACCAAUCACGAGCAAUCGGUGCACUCACAACAAGCCUGUCAGGUGGUCAUAUGUACAGUAUAACAACAUACAGUCUACACUUUACUAUCAACAAUAAAUUCACACAGCAACUUAACUUAGUAUACAAACAUACCCUAAUAUGAGUUUGAUGAUUUUUUUUGUAAUUGCAUCUGAGCAACACAUUCAUUGGGGUGCUGCAAUGAUGUCAGCCUCCCUCUGGGCUUUUGGCCCAGAGGCCUCUGUUUCUAUAUUGUGUUGUUUAUAAGAUGAAACCCUGACUCAAGACUGUUAUAUUGAGUAAGGACCAGCUUGUUGUGAGUUUUUUUUCAUAUGUAGCUCAUGAUUGGCCCCUGUCAAAUAAAGAGCUACCUGGACUUGUGCAUUUUCCCUCUAAAUUUAGUGGCUGCAAAACCUUGCACACACCCAUCAAUGUUCUUAUGAUUAUAAAGUCACACAAUCAAUGUUUACUUCACUCUUAACUGGAUGAAACUCUGUGUGUGUGUGUUUAAGUGUGUAAACCGGAGUGACCGCUCAAACAUGUGGUAAUGAGUAAGGCGUAGAAGCCCGGCCCCCUCGACUCCGCCUCUUUAAUGACAGCAGUCACCAUGGAGACGGACUUUUAAAUGGCGCUGAACCAAAGCUUACAGAUGUCUGUUUUGUUUUUGUCAUCAAAUGUAAAAUGGGUUCCACAUAAUAAUCCAUAACUGAUUCAGAAUUCAAUCUUUCAGUCUUCCCUAGCAACACGCUAAAGCUGCUCUAUAGAUCUAUAAGUGUUUGUAAGAAGCCUAUAGUUUUGUGGUUUUGCCAAUAUUGCCUGUUUAGAAGAGAGAACCUUAUUCAUUUUCCCAGGUUGCCAGCUAUACAAGAUGCCAGAUUCACUUCCUUGAAACGUUCCAGGAGUAUUAUUAUUAUUAUUUUUGGUCAUAUUUUUGCAUUUGCAGCAUGUAACCUUUUUCAACAAUCCAGCUACGUUGGAUGGAACCAUUUAGGGAUACGCAAACUUGGGUGCGUGUGUUUAAAUGAACAUUUGCCUCUAUUUACUGAAUGUACAGUGUUGCUGUAUGACAUCACUCAUCACCAGAAUCAGCCUUUUCUUGGGAUUCAUUAAAAAAA
This is a messenger RNA of Doryrhamphus excisus (bluestripe pipefish), 6435 nucleotides long. The record is from RefSeq and is a predicted model, not a curated record. Lineage: Eukaryota; Metazoa; Chordata; Actinopteri; Syngnathiformes; Syngnathidae.